AUGUCGUUCCUGCGUUCUUUUUCGAGAGUAAAUUCUCUGGUACUCAAAAGAGCGUCCUCAAACAGUAAAUUUGUCCUGGGACAAGUUGUUGAUGGAAAAUUAGUGGAGCAUAUUUUCGAGGAAAAAGAAGUGAAAAGCCUCUUAUCAUCAGUUGUCGAAGCUUCCAUCGACGGAGAGCUUCACUAUAUCUUCCCCUACCCAGCUCGAAAACACCUUGGAACUCAGGAAGGAACAAUCAUCAGUCUCCGUCGAACUCCAAAAGGGUGCGUGAGGCGAGUCCGAUGGGUGCAGAUGAGAGGAUACAGUAAACUCGAACAGUACCUCUUUGAGAACUACAAAGAUCAUCACUUUUGCCAAUUCAAUGGAGGAGACGGUGGAAAGGGCGCUGUCUAUUUCUCCCGCGACGCUCAAAAUGCUUACAUGGGACCAACCGGCGGCAAUGGCGGUCGAGGAGGAAACAUCUGGUUGCGCGCCUCUUCCAAGCUCUCUUCCCUCACUCAUCUCAAAGAAAUCUACACAGCUCAAGACGGCAGAAACGGCGGAAAAGACCAUCAAUACGGAAGAAACGGGAAAGAUCUAACAAUCGAGGUGCCAAUCGGAACUUUGGUGAAAAACGCGCAGGGAAGCGUCAUCGUCGAUCUAGUCAACAACGGCGACGGGUUUUUAAUCGCUUCUGGAGGAGCCGGCGGCUUCGGAAACAAAGAAUUUGCGAAUGUCGACAAUCCAACGCCCAGAAAUGCGCUGCCGGGAGAAGAAGGCGAAAUCGUCAACGCGGAAAUUGAGCUUCGAUCAAUUGCUGAUUUUGGCCUCGUCGGUUUGCCGAAUGCUGGAAAGAGCUCGCUGACGAUGACGAUUACAAAUACCGACUUGGAAGUUUCUGACAUUCCUGGGACGACGCUGAUUCCUCAUCUCGGCCAUCUAACUUAUCGCGACAAAGUGAGCUUGUCGAUUGCUGAUUUGCCCGGAAUAGAGCCAGAUCAGCCAAGAGCGACUCGAUUUCUCCAGCACUGUGCCAGAUGCGUCUCCCUAAUUUAUCUCAUCGAUGGCGACGAUUUCCACGAACAACACGCGGUAGAGCAGUUUUAUACAAUCAGAAAACACUUGGCAGAUUAUGACGCGAAGAUAAACGCGGAAGUCAGGGAGCUAGAACUGGCAAAGUCGCAAUUUCAAGACCGCUUCGAUUCUAGCAGCUUCGACGAAAAGGACGAAAGAUACUCUUCUCUGGCAGAAAAGCCGUUUAUCGUCUGCAUUUCUAAAGCAGACCAGCCUGGAAACGAGUACCGAGCGAAAAUGCUCAACGAUGAAUUGAAAAAUUUCGAAGAUAAAGCGCUUUACUACCCGAAAUACCUCCACCACUCCCAGGAAGUCACCGUCGAUGCCGCCUGCACCGUUGAGGUCAAGGCCCGAAUCGUCAAGGUCACCGGUCCCCGAGGCUCCCUCGAGAAGAACUUCCGACAUCUUAAGGUCGAGAUGAAGCAGACCGGUCCCCGAUCGAUCUUGGUCGAGAAGUGGAUGGGUUCCUCCAAGGACCGAGCCGCCGUCCGAACCGUCUGCUCCCACAUCUCCAACAUGAGCAAGGGUGUCACUCUCGGUUUCCGAUACAAGCUCCGAUCCGCCUACGCCCAUUUCCCCAUCAACUGCGCCGUCGUCCAGGGAGGUGCCGUCCUCGAAGUCCGAAACUUCUUGGGUGAAAAGUUCCUCCGCGUCGUCCCCAUGGCCGAAGGCGUCACCGUCGAAAUCUCCAAGGAAAUGAAGGAUCAGCUCUACGUCUCCGGAAACGACAUCGAAGCCGUCUCCAAGUCCGCCGCUCGAAUCCAGCAGUCCACCACUGUCAAGAACAAGGAUAUCCGAAAGUUCUUGGACGGCAUCUACGUCUCCGAGAAGACCACCAUCGAGCAGCCUGCUGAUGAAUAA
Molecule: messenger RNA, 1914 nt
Organism: Oikopleura dioica
Lineage: Eukaryota; Metazoa; Chordata; Appendicularia; Copelata; Oikopleuridae
Source: the annotation of a GenBank genome assembly